AUGCAGUUCUCCAUCACCUCUCUGUUCGCCGCCCUGGCCCUUGCAGCAACCACAAGCGCUGCGGCAAUCGAGUCGAGGCAGAACGACAACAGGCCCGUCGCCGACGGAGCGUGCUGCGUGGCGGACUCGAGCUUGAAGGAGGACGUGUGCACUGUCAACGGAGCAGCGGGCAAGUGUGUGCCGGCUGGAUCUGCCAACUGUGGCGCCGCCUUGACAUGUGUCCAAGUUGACCUUCUGACGUGCGAUGCCAACACGUUGGAGAAUGGACGCCCGCGAUGCAGACCUACUGCAUAG
Anthostomella pinea is the source of this 294-nucleotide messenger RNA. The record is from the annotation of a GenBank genome assembly. Lineage: Eukaryota; Fungi; Ascomycota; Sordariomycetes; Xylariales; Xylariaceae.